Molecule: messenger RNA, 2748 nt
Organism: Striga asiatica
Lineage: Eukaryota; Viridiplantae; Streptophyta; Magnoliopsida; Lamiales; Orobanchaceae
Source: the annotation of a GenBank genome assembly
AUGGACGUAGCCAAGACUGUGAAUGUGACGGAGACCUCUAAGGAUAGACCUCGCGUACGUGCUCACCUCCAUUUCGGGCAAUCGGCCUCCCGAUUUCUCAAUCCUGUUGAGCAGACCCAACAGCGCCACACCCUUAGCCCUAUCUCCGAUCUUAAGCUCCGCCUCCACACGCUCUCACUCCUCCGCCCCAGAAACAAACCCAAACCCAAGCAGAAUCUCAACCCCACACCCACCAACUGGAACACCACCCACACCUUCGUCCUCUCCAACCCCAUUCUCCUCCUCCUCGAGACCAAAUGCCGAUCCAUGCCCCACCUCAUGCAGAUCCACGCCCGCAUGACUGUCGCCGGGCUCUCCUCCGACCCGCUCGCCCACAGCCGCCUCGUCGCUUUCUGUGCCCUCUCCCCCACCGGCGAUCUCGAUUACUCCAAACGAUUGUUGAUUUCUACCAACAACCAUAACGCAUUUUCGUGGAACAUCGUCAUUAGAGCCGCCUGCGACGGCCAUAAUCCAGCCCAAGCUUUUCUCCUCUACAAACAGAUGUUGGGUGUUGGUAAUUUCAGAUCUAGGCCCGAUAACUACACUUACCCUUUACUCUUCAAGACCUGCGCCAGGCUGUUGCUUUUAGAUGUGGGUUGUCAGGUUCUUGUCCAUGUACUCAGACUGGGCUUCGAACGCGAUGUAUUCGUGCAUAAUUCUCUGAUUCAUUUUCUCGUCACCUGUGGUGAGUUAGAUGCUGCGGGUAAAGUGUUCGAUGAAAGUCCCGUGAGAGACCUGGUUUCCUGGAACUCUUUGAUUAAUGGCUACGUGAGGUGCAUGAAAGCGAAAGAAGCUCUGGGGAUUUACAAAAAAAUGGAGAUGGAGGGGAAAAUAGAGCCGGACGAGGUCACCCUGAUUGGAGUUCUCAUGGCGUGUGCACAGUUGGAGGAAUCCAAACUAGGCCGAGAAUUUCAUAACUACAUAAAACACAAAGGGCUGAAAAUGACGGUCCCGCUCGCGAAUUCCCUCCUCGACAUGUACGUGAAGUGCGGAGAUCUCGAAGAAGCAAAGAAUUUGUUCGAGAAAAUGGAGGAGGAGAAGAAGACUACGGUGACCUGGACAACAAUGGUAACGGGAUAUGCCAAAUCCGGACACUUAGACAUUGCACGUAAACUAUUCGACAAAAUGCCUGAAAAAGACGUGGUCCCCUGGAAUGCAAUGAUUGGAGCCUAUUCUCGGGCCAACCGGGCCAAAGAGGCCCUGUCCUUAUUCCACGAGAUGCAAGCGGCCCGAAUCGAGCCCGAUGAGGUCACCAUGGUCAGCUGCCUUUCCGCAUGCUCACAGCUUGGUGCCCUUGACCUCGGGAUAUGGGUCCAUAGCUACAUACGAAAAAACAAUCUCUCCAUGAACGUCGUUCUCGGGACAGCCCUAGUUGAUAUGUACGCCAAAUGCGGAAGCAUCACGCGCGCACUCGAGGCUUUCCACGAGAUUUCAGGCAAAAAUUCUCUGACUUACACCGCCAUAAUCUGCGGGCUGGCUUUACAUGGAGAAUCAAAACGGGCCCUUUCUUACUUUACGGAGAUGAUAAAUUUGGGAUUAAUGGCGGACGAGGUGACUUACUUGGGCGUUCUAUCCGCGUGCUGCCAUGGAGGCUUAGUCGAAGAGGGUCGGAAGGUAUUUUCUCGAAUGAGCUCGAAAUACAAAGAAAUGAAACACUAUUCUUGCAUGGUGGACCUUUUUGGCCGUGCGGGCUUGUUGAGUGAAGCUGUGGCGGUGAUCGAGAGCAUGCCUAUGGAGGGAGAUGGCGUGAUAUGGGGAGCUCUGUUUUUUGCGUGCCGAAUGCAUAGAAAUUUGGAGUUGGGAGAAAAAGCGGCGAAAAAGUUGCUGGAGCUUGAUGAGGGUGAUAGUGGGAUAUAUGUUUUGCUGGCGGGAAUGUAUGUGGAGAGAGGUAUGUGGGAGGAGGCUGAGGAGGUAAGGAGGGUUAUGAGGGAGAGAGGGGUUGAUAAGAUGCCCGGGUGCAGCUCGAUUGAGGUUGAUGGGAAUGUGCACGAGUUUGUGGUGAGGGACAGGUGGCAUCCCGAGAGAAGGCCGGUGCAUGAGUGUUUGGUGAGGUUGUCAAGGCAGAUGGAGGUUUUGGAGGAUAGGGCAGAGCUCCAGCUCUAUUCAGCGCCAGUGUACAAAACACAAAACAAGAGUCCUGCAGUUUUCAUUCUAUCUGCAUCAGAUACAAAUGGAAGGGCUGCACGAGUUCAAAUCUAUGGCUUGCUCAAGACCCCAGCAAAAGAUGGGGUGAAAUUUUUUUCCUUCUAUACACUUCCUUUUCGCUCACUCUUUGUCUCGGAAUUGUUGUUCCUUACAAACUUUAUGAGAGUGGGAAUACCUGAUUGUGGACUUAUUUCAGCACUGUCUGCUUUCAUUAUACCUAUAAUUUUUGUUGGAAAGGCAGAUAGCAGCAAGUGUUGGAAGGAUCGUUAUUGGGUAAACGCUAAUCUGUGGAUUAUGCUUUUCAGCUACGUGGGGAAUUACUUCUGGACCCAUUAUUUUUUCUCCGUCUUGGGCGCCUCGUAUACUUUCCCAUCAUGGAAAAUGAAUAACUUUCCUUAUUACGAAUUUGUGGACCGAUCCUCCAUGUACAAAUAUGGCUCCUUGUUCUAUGCCAUUAACUUUGUCAUUAGCUUCCCUAUGUUCUUUAGGAUUGACGAGAAACCUGGUGAUCGGUGGGACCUGCCUAGGGUGGCCAUUGAUGCUUUAGGUGCUGCAAUUGUACUA